Xylaria bambusicola is the source of this 3117-nucleotide messenger RNA. RefSeq names its product putative ubiquitin-protein ligase. Gene Ontology annotation, biological process: protein sumoylation. The coding region runs from base 1 to 3117 and encodes 1038 amino acids. Gene Ontology annotation, cellular component: cytoplasm; SUMO activating enzyme complex. NCBI's taxonomy places the organism in Eukaryota, Fungi, Ascomycota, Sordariomycetes, Xylariales, Xylariaceae. The record is from RefSeq and is a predicted model, not a curated record. The transcript is spliced from 3 exons. Gene Ontology annotation, molecular function: SUMO activating enzyme activity.
AUGGCCUCGGGUAGUGAGGUAGAUCUGGUUACCCGGCUCCAGGUCGACGACUCGGUCAUCUCGGACACCACUGAAAUCGACGAGUCCCUCUACAGUCGACAGCUAUAUGUCUUGGGUCACGAGGCCAUGAAACGAAUGGGUGCCUCCCACAUCCUCAUCGUCGGUCUAAAGGGCCUCGGUGUAGAAAUCGCAAAGAACAUCGCUCUUGCUGGUGUCAAGAGCUUGACUCUCUACGAUCCUACACCUACCGCCAUUUCCGACCUUUCCUCUCAGUUCUUCCUCCACCCCGAAGAUGUCGGCAAACCCCGCGAUGCUGUCACCGCGCCCCGUGUUGCCGAACUGAAUGCAUAUACACCUGUUCAUAUCCACAAAUCUUCUGACCUUACCAAGAACCUGGAGCAGUACGACAAAUACCAGGUAGUAGUACUGACGAACCAAUCUUUACAAGACCAACUUGUCAUUGGCGACUACUGCCACUCGAAGGGUAUAUAUGUUGUGUCUGCCAACCUGUACGGUUUAUUCGGCUCUAUAUUCUGCGAUUUUGGUGACAAGUUCACGUGCAUAGAUCCCACGGGCGAGAAUCCUAUCAACGGUAUUGUAGCCGGAAUCGAUGAGGAGGGCUUGGUGUCAGCACUUGAUGAGACGCGACACGGCUUGACAGAUGGCGACUAUGUCACCUUCUCCGAGAUCGAAGGGAUGGAAGGCCUCAAUGGUGCCGAGCCCAGAAAAGUGACGGUAAAGGGUCCUUACACAUUUUCCAUUGGUGAUGUGUCCGGUCUAGGUCAGUACAAACGCGGCGGCUUGUACCAGCAAGUCAAGAUGCCGGCCAUCAUUGAUUUCAAAUCAAUCUCCGCGUCUCUGCGUGACCCUGAAUUUGUACAGUCUGACUUCGCCAAGUUUGACCGACCUCAAUUGCUACACGUAGGUUUUGAGGCCCUCAGCGCAUACACGCAGUCGCAAGGUCGUCUGCCCCGCCCAAUGAAUGAUGAUGAUGCGACUGUCUUAGUCGAGUCCGUCAAAGUCUUCGCAAAGAAGGAGAAUAUUGACUUGGAAAUCGGUGAAAAUGAAGAGAAGAUCAUUCGGGAGCUUAGCUAUCAGGCACAAGGAGACCUUAACCCAAUGGCCGCACUUUUCGGUGGCCUUGCUGCUCAAGAAACUCUCAAAGCCGUGUCUGGGAAAUUCCAUCCCAUCAAGCAGUGGUUCUACUUUGACUCGUUAGAAUCACUUCCCGCAAGCGUCGAACGAAGUGAAGCACUCUGCAAGCCUAUUGGGUCACGGUACGACGGGCAAAUCGCCGUUUUUGGCACACAGUAUCAGGAAAAGUUGGCAAAUGUGAAACAGUUUCUUGUUGGAGCUGGUGCCAUUGGAUGCGAGAUGCUCAAGAACUGGGCCAUGAUUGGUCUUGGUGUAGGGCCCAACGGUAAAAUCACCAUUACCGAUAUGGACUCCAUUGAAAAGAGCAAUCUAAACCGACAGUUCUUGUUUAGACCCAAGGAUGUUGGUCAAAUGAAGAGCGAUUGCGCCGCCAAGGCAGUAACAGCCAUGAACCCGGAGCUAGAGGGCCACAUUGUGUGCUUAAAAGAUCGCGUAAGUCCCGAGACUGAGCACAUCUUCAAUGAAGACUUUUGGAAGGGUUUGGACGGUGUUACAAAUGCGCUUGACAACGUUGAGGCGAGAACUUACGUCGAUAGACGAUGUGUGUUCUUCCAGAAGCCUUUGCUCGAAAGCGGCACCUUAGGUACUAAGGGCAAUACUCAGGUCGUUUUGCCCAAGCUAACUGAGUCAUACUCAUCCUCUCAAGACCCUCCUGAAGUGUCGUUCCCUAUGUGCACUCUGAGAAGCUUCCCAAACAAGAUUGAACAUACAAUCGCUUGGGCUCGAGAGCUCUUUGAAACCUCCUUCGUGAAGUCUGCAGAGACGGUUAACCUUUACUUAACUCAGCCAAAUUAUCUAGAGACUACACUGAAGCAAGGUGGCAGUGAAAAGCCGACACUAGAAACAAUCCGAGACUACCUUGUGACGGACAAGCCGCUGAGCUUCGAGGACUGCAUCAUCUGGGCACGGAUGCUGUUCGAGAGCAAAUAUAACAAUGCGAUACAGCAGCUUUUGUACAAUUUCCCGAAGGAUUCCGUGUCGUCGAGUGGCGCCCCCUUUUGGUCUGGACCGAAGCGAGCACCAGAUGCGCUGAAGUUUGAUUCUAAGAAUCCCAACCAUUUUGGUUUCGUCGUCGCCGCUGCCAAUCUUCAUGCUUUCAACUAUAACAUCAAUACUAAGGGUAUCGACAAACAACUUUACAGCAAGGUUCUGGACAACAUGAUCAUUCCGGACUUCACUCCUGACCCUGGCGUCCAGAUUCAGGCUAAUGACAAUGACCCUGAUCCGAACGCGAACAAAUCGUCCGCUUUCAACGACAAUGACGAGCUACAGAAGAUCAUUGACAGCCUACCGGCGCCUAACAAGCUGGCGGGAUUCAAGCUGACCCCAGUAGAGUUCGAGAAGGAUGAUGACACCAACCAUCACAUUGACUUCAUUACCUUUGCCAGCAAUUUGCGGGCUGAGAAUUACAAAAUUGAGCAGGCAGACCGACACAAGACCAAGUUCAUUGCGGGGAAGAUUAUCCCGGCGAUUGCUACAACCACUGCUUUGGUCACUGGCCUGGUGGUUCUGGAGCUUUACAAGAUUGUCGAUGGAAAAUCGAAGAUUGAGGACUACAAGAACGGAUUCAUCAACCUGGCACUUCCGUUCUUCGGGUUCAGCGAGCCGAUCGCCAGUCCUGUCGUAGAAUGGACGGGUGCUGGUGGAGCUAAGCUCAAGAUGGACAAGAUCUGGGAUCGCUUUGACUCGGAAGACGUGACACUGGGCGAGCUGCUCGAGAACUUUGAAAAGAAGGGGCUCUCUAUUAGCAUGCUUAGCUCUGGGGUGAGCUUGCUAUACGCCAGCUUCUUCCCGAUUGCCAAGCGAAAGGAGCGCACUGCGAUGAAGCUCAGUGAGCUCGUUGAGAACGUGUCUAAGAAGAAGAUUCCUCCACACCAGAAAGAGAUCAUCGUCGAGAUUGUGGCCGAGGAUACGACAGAAGAAGAUGUCGAGGUGCCUUAUAUCAGGGUGAUACGAUCAUGA